Tilletiaria anomala UBC 951 is the source of this 2064-nucleotide messenger RNA. Its product is annotated as acetolactate synthase. Bases 1 to 2064 code for a protein of 687 amino acids. Gene Ontology annotation, molecular function: thiamine pyrophosphate binding; magnesium ion binding; acetolactate synthase activity. NCBI's taxonomy places the organism in Eukaryota, Fungi, Basidiomycota, Exobasidiomycetes, Georgefischeriales, Tilletiariaceae. Gene Ontology annotation, cellular component: acetolactate synthase complex; mitochondrion. Gene Ontology annotation, biological process: L-valine biosynthetic process. The transcript has 3 exons. The record is from RefSeq and is a predicted model, not a curated record.
AUGCUCCGCCGACACAUCUCCAGCAACGUUGCGAGGUCCCAAGCAGCACCUGCAGCAGCAGCAGCAGCAGCGCAGCCCACCCGCCCGGAGCCAUCGCCUGGAUUCCAAAGAUCUUCGAUCACACCGACACUCUCAAAUCGAUCACAUGAUCCCAACGCCCUUGACGAGUCCUUUGUCGGCAUGUCCGGCGGAGAAAUCUUCCACGAAAUGAUGCUGCGCCACAAGGUCAAACAUGUCUUUGGAUACCCCGGCGGCGCUAUCCUGCCCGUCUUUGACGCCAUCUAUAACUCAAAACACUUUGACUUUAUCCUUCCGCGCCGAGAAGACGGCGCAGGACACAUGGCGGAGGGCUACGCGCGUGUUUCGGGCAAGCCUGGUGUCGUCCUCGUGACUUCCGGGCCAGGCGCUACCAACGUUGUCACGCCCAUGCAGGAUGCCAUGUCCGACGGCACCCCUCUCGUUGUCUUCUGCGGUCAGGUUGCCACCUCUGCCAUCGGCUCAGAUGCGUUCCAGGAGGCAGACGUCAUCGGCAUCUCACGCAGUUGCACCAAGUGGAACGUCAUGGUCAAAGACAUUGCAGAGCUCCCGCGAAGGAUCAACGAGGCGUUCAAGAUUGCAACCUCUGGCAGGCCCGGGCCCGUCCUCGUCGAUCUGCCCAAAGAUGUCACUGCUGGCAUCCUUCGACAAGCGCUGCCAUACAGCAGCACGCAACCCAACAUGAGCUCCAUCCCCUCGCGAGCGGCUGCGCGGCCCCGAUCCAGAUACGCGGUGAACCGGUUCUCCAAUUCUUCUGCGUCAACUUCUUCGUCUGCCUUGUCCGAGGAAGACACGCCAGAGAUGCUCGAGGCGGCACGCCUGAUCAACAUUGCCAAGCGACCCGUCAUCUACGCUGGCCAAGGAAUCCUGUCCUCGCCCGAAGGGCCAGCGAUGCUUAAGAGACUGGCCAAGGGCGCCAGUAUUCCCGUCACUACGACGCUGCAGGGUCUGGGCGCCUUUGAUGAGCUGGACGAACUGAGUCUGCACAUGCUCGGCAUGCACGGCAGCGCGUACGCGAAUCUGGCGAUGCAAAACGCGGACCUUAUCAUCGCGCUUGGCGCACGCUUCGACGACCGUGUCACGGGGCGCGUGGACAAGUUUGCACCGCAAGCGCGCGCGGCGGCACUAGAGGGCCGUGGCGGGAUCGUGCACUUUGAGAUCAUGCCGAAGAACAUCAACAAGGUCGUGCAGGCGACGUGCGCCAUCGAGGGCGACGUCAUCGAGAACCUCGGCCGUGUGCUGAAGCACGUCGACCCAGCCAGCAAGAGCGCGCGCAAGGAGUGGCAUGCGACGAUCCGCGAGUGGAAGGAAAGAUUCCCGUUCACUUUCGUGCCAAGCAAGCCUGACAAGGGGGAGCUGAUGAAGCCGCAGGAGGUGAUCGAGGAAAUGGACCGCGUCGUGACGAACCUCGGCAAGAAGAAGGACACGAUCAUCGCCACCGGCGUCGGCCAGCACCAGAUGUGGGCCGCGCAGCACUACCGCUGGACGCAGCCGCGCUCGUGGGUUUCCUCGGGCGGCCUCGGCACGAUGGGCUACGGCGUGCCGGCCGCCAUCGGUGCCAAAGUCGCUGCCCCCGAGAAGGUCGUCAUUGACGUCGACGGCGACGCAUCCUUCUCCAUGACCGCCAUGGAGCUCGCGACGGCCUCACAGUUCAACAUCGGUGUCAAGAUCCUCGUUCUUAAUAACGAGUUCCAGGGGAUGGUCCUGCAGUGGCAAGACCUCUUCUACGACCAGCGCUACAGCCACACCGCGAUGACUAACCCGAAUUUUGUCAAGCUGGCCGAGUCGAUGGGCGUCAAGGCGAUCCGAUGCGACACGCUGGACGAGCUGCCAGCCAAGAUGAAGGAAUUCAUCGAGUACCGCGGCGACCGUCCGAUUCUGUUCGAGGCACGCGUCGUCAAGAACGAGCAUGUCUUCCCCAUGGUCGCAGCGGGCAAGGCGCUGCAUGAGCAGCUGGUGCAUCCAGUGAGUUUCAGUUCCAAACAUGGCUUUAUUGUAGGUGUGUGCUAUAGGGAUUUGUGUUGCUGA